AUGGCUUCACAAAAACUCACGGUCGCGUCUCUGGAACCAGUAGAACUCGAUGACAACAACUCGAAAAAAAACUUGGAGGUUUCGCCGGUCGUUUCCGACAUUGCGGAGCCUGCGUCCACUCCAGUUUCAGUACCAGCCACCACAGUGGAAGAUAAACAGGCGAACAAGGCACCAGAGUCGAAGACAGAACCAAAGAAAGAGUCAAGCAAGGAGACGCUUCCGGUAUCCAACAAAAGCACCGAGAAGUCUGAGUCAAUUGUGGAGGAUGCCCCUCCAAAACCAAAGAGACCAUUGUCUCCACUUGCCCAGAAGAAGAAGGAUCUCUGCGAUGCUUUCCCACAAAUUGAGGAGAAAUAUAUUCAUGCUUGUCUCAUUGCCUCGGGCGGAAACCCAGACCCGGCAUUCAAUGCUUUGCUUUAUUUGCUGGACCCUUCAUAUGAGCCUGAGAUUGUUUCUGUUGAACCUCCCAAAGCACCACUUCCCCCGGUCGCAUUAACCGACGACGAGCUUUUGGCUCGUCAAUUGCAGAAGGAGUUUGACAAGGAAGAGAGAAAGAGACGAAUUCAGGCUACACAACGCCAGAGAAAGUCCGUUCAGCACCAGUCUGAGGAGGACUCACCCGAUGAAUUCGAGCAAUUGAAAGAAAGUUUCACCCAGGGCUUUGAGGAGGCCAAACUGACUCUUAACAAUUGGGUCAGCGGAAUUUCCAAGAACUUCAGCGGCGACAACAACGCCUCUCAGAAUAAGGGCGGAAACAAUAACAAUCUGAGUCCUGCAUUGUUUGGAGCUCUUGGCGGUUCUUCUUUCAAUAAGAAUAACCAGAGAAAUAAGAACUUCGAUGAUGACCCUGAGAUUUUGUCGCUGAACUUUCAGCGCAAUUUGGACAUGCGCGACCUGGCUCCACCAUUACCACAGAAACCAAAGACUGACGCCAAAAGUACCAAGUGGCAACCUCUUAAUUCGGAUGUUCCCAUGUCGUCCGACGCAUUCUUGGUGACAGACUCUGAGGAUGAAGACAAGACAGGAAAAAAGCUUUGA
Molecule: messenger RNA, 1038 nt
Organism: Australozyma saopauloensis
Lineage: Eukaryota; Fungi; Ascomycota; Pichiomycetes; Serinales; Metschnikowiaceae
Gene: CUE5
Product: ubiquitin-binding protein
Exons: 1
Coding region: 1-1038 (345 amino acids)
Biological process (GO): ubiquitin-dependent protein catabolic process
Cellular component (GO): cytoplasm
Molecular function (GO): ubiquitin binding; ubiquitin conjugating enzyme binding
Source: RefSeq, a predicted model, not a curated record